AUGCAUACAGCGCAGGCUCUUGCGUCCAUUCGGCGCUCCCGAACGUGCGAAAGUGAGGGCGGGAACUCUCGCGUACGCAAAUUCCCAAGUGAACACACGUCGUUGCUUCCCAAUACUAACAAUCAUAAUGGCAGCAAUGGCCAUGUUAACGGCAACACUAGCUACCAAGCAGGAGUAUCUUUGGGAACAAGUACCGCCGAUAACGACGGCAAUGACACGGCGCUUACGAUCAAAGAGGACGCCUGGGCUAUCUAUGCAAUGAUCAAGGAACAGCCACUCAACCUUUUGCUACUUGCAGCACCAUUGGCGAUCUGGGCAUCGUUUGGAGGCUGGAGUGAGCUUUGGAUCUUUAUCUUUAACUUUAUCGUCAUGAUCCCGCUUGCCAAUUUAUUGGGUGAAGCUACGGAGUCACUGGCUUUCCACACGGGUGAGACAAUCGGUGGACUCGUGAACGCUACAUUUGGCAACGCCGUGGAAGUCAUCGUCGCUCUUUUCGCACUCCAAGCGGGUGAGAUCAGUGUAGUGCAAAGCUCUCUUAUCGGCUCAGUGCUGUCCAAUCUACUGCUCGUACUGGGAUGUGCAUUUAUCGCCGGUGGUGUGCGAAACAAGGAGAACUCAUUCAAUGCCGUUGGUGCUAGCGCCAACUCGUCGCUGCUUAUGUUGGCCAGCUUUGCCAUGCUGCUACCCAGUUACAUCUUCUACUUCUCGGACCACGACUCGGAGGAAAUCCGUGUGGCCAACACACUCAUAUUGUCGCGCAUCGCUGCCGCCUUCUUGCUCUUCAUGUACUUGCAGCUGCUCUUCUUCCAGCUUAAGACGCACGCUGACUUUUUUGAAGACGAACACUGCGAAUCCGAGGAGGUCGUGGCGCUAUCCGCGCGAGCCAGCGCGACGGUGCUGCUUACAGCAACCCUGCUCGUAGCCAUGUUCUCCGAGUUCCUCGUCGAUUCCAUUGACGGUUUUGCCGAGCAAAUGCACUUGAGCAAGUCAUUUAUCGGCAUCAUCCUGUUGCCGGUCGUGGGAAACGCUGUGGAGCACGUGACGGCCGUCAAGGUGGCAUUGAACAACAAAAUGGAGCUCGCAAUGGGCGUCGCAGUGGGAUCAGCAACGCAGGUGUCUCUUUUUGUGGUUCCCGUUGUCGUGAUCUCUGGCUGGUUCAUGGACCGCGAAAUGUCACUGGCAUUCCCUCAAUUCGAAAUCCUCAUCUAUCUCAUGUCGAUCAUUAUCGUGUACGCCAUUAUUGCUGAUGGCAAGUCCAAUUGGCUCGAGGGCUCGAUGCUACUCACUGCGUACGCGCUGGUGGCCACCUCCCUUGUAUGGGUUGAAAUUCCUACUGCACAAUAA
Molecule: messenger RNA, 1344 nt
Organism: Peronospora farinosa
Lineage: Eukaryota; Oomycota; Peronosporomycetes; Peronosporales; Peronosporaceae
Source: the annotation of a GenBank genome assembly